CUGAUGCUCUCGCCAGUCUCUUAUCGUGCGCUAUGAAACUUCCGUGUCGGCCUUACGUCAUUUUCCUGCACUUCAUGAAGACAGCCAUGUCAUAUUGCUAAGUGUUUAGAAUUGAGAAGUUUCACUAUGCAACAAGGCCCGCGCCGUGCAAAGUUCUGAGUCAACAAGACGACACCACCAUCAGUACAGCACUGGAUCUCAGGCGAUGGCUUGAUAUGAUGUAUUACUGAAAAUCCUCAAUGUCCCAUUGGACUUCGCCGAUACCUCGAAGCGAAAAGCUUUACGGCUGCCUACCACCUCGUACCUCGCAUCAUAAAGUGAGUGCCGGACGUCACAGUUUGAUGGAUUUUCCCCAGUGUACGUAUCGUUGACGGAAGACCAGGGGAGCAGUCUUAUCUCUCAGAAGCGCAGUCUGUCUCCGCUCCUUGUUACAGCAUCGCAUGCAUUGAUCUUCCUCGUCACUACUGCAAGCCGGUGGCACUUCGCUAUGCCGCCUAUUUCUGGACGUUCAAGAGGCCCCGAAACGAUGACGACACCUCCCCAGGACAGCUGCUGGGGUAUACCAGUGGUGGCUAUGUUUGCGACAUUCCUCCUUUGUAUGACACAGUCCAGCACGGGCUACUUGUACGUGCUCUUCAUGGAAACAUUUCAGGUCAAUCGCGAGAUGGCUUCCUGGCCAGAGAGCAUCAUCUUGCUCACACAGCACCUCGGUGGAUUUGUGGUCACUGUGCUCCACAGCAGACUCCCCAUCUUCUACGUGACACUCACGUCGGCUUCCCUCUGCUGCGCUGGCCUCCUGGGCGCCGCAUUCGCACCAGACAUGAAAUGGAUGAGCGUCACGCUCGGCGCAAUCUACGGUACAGGCACGGGAGCAUCUAUUAUUUCUUUCACCGUGUACACGAUGUUGUACUUCGACAAGUACAGAGCCACAGCCACCGCCGCCAAGUACAUCGGCAUGGCCGCAUCGGGAAUAGUUGGGCCCCUGGUGUUUUCGGCCGCCGCAUCAUAUUACGGCUUGGGAGGAAGCUUGCUUCUCGGCGCAGCAAUAGCUAUGAAUGCCUUGCCACUCGAGAUCUUUCUUCGCCUGCCACGUCCUCUCAUAUUUAGGUUUCAAGGGUGCAUUAUGCGGAACCUAUUGGUCACAGACAACGAAACCAGAAAUGUUAUGAAAGAAAGCAGGAAGGAUGUAGGUGGAACUCAGAAAGAUUCAAACAGUGCAAGGCCAGCUUAUACAACACAACAGUGCGGAGCGAAUUUAAUUGUACCGGCCCGAAAUAUAGAUCUUACUGAGGCGUUCUGUGACCGCAAAAUCUGUAGCGAUGGGAAGCCUUUCCAAGUGCUACCGCUACAACUCGCCAAAAUCUCUGCCGGCAAUAGCCAAUCUCAUAAAUGCGGAUCAAAAUGUCAUUACCACGACGCGCGCGUUUCUUACGGAACGCAGACAACUGCCAUCUCGAAGUCAGUGCCUUCUGAUUCAAGUAAGAGCAUCUUGGAACAACUGGCUCUGUUCCGUCAGCUUGGCUUCUAUGUACUGCUCGUCGUUUAUGUCCUCUGCGAUUGGGCAGUCUCGAUGUACGCAACCACGAUUGUGGACUACGGCCGUGACAAGGGAUCUCCCCUCGAGAAGGCGAAGUUAGCGCUCAGCUACAAUGCAGCGGGUCAGUUCGCCGGAAGAACGCUUUUGCCGUUCGCCUCGGACAACGUGGCUCACAGCCGGUGUCCGCUGACCGUUUUGUGCUUCGUCGGCGCUGGUACCUGGUUGGUGCUUAUGCCGGUGGUGCACUCCUUGCCUGCCUUCGUGACGUUAAACGUGGUGCUGGGAGUGUGCCAGGGUUUUGUGACCUGUAUCCGAAGCGUCUUGGUCAACGACUACUGUGGAGUCGAGCGGCUGCCUACGUUCUUCGGCAUUCUCGGACUGGUGCUGGUGCCGCUGUCGUUCAGCGGUCCAACAAUCAUAGGUUUCUUCCGCGACACCCUGGGAUCGUACGACAACUUCUACCGGAUGCUGGGAGCAGUGAAUAUUUUCAUUGCGGUUCUGAUGUUCGUUCUCGUGUGGCGUGACAAGAUGCGGAGAAAAUCGCUGCGACCUACCUACAGCAGCAACGGGACACGGAAACCAAUUAGGUUGUAA
Molecule: messenger RNA, 2131 nt
Organism: Dermacentor silvarum
Lineage: Eukaryota; Metazoa; Arthropoda; Arachnida; Ixodida; Ixodidae
Exons: 4
Coding region: 488-2131 (547 amino acids)
Biological process (GO): transmembrane transport
Molecular function (GO): monocarboxylic acid transmembrane transporter activity
Source: RefSeq, a predicted model, not a curated record